AUGGAGGCCUGCAUGUCGGCUGCGGCUACCCCGUCCCUUGUCCUCGUGGACAUGGGAGCACCACUCCAGGAAUGUCUGCGGCGGCUGCAUGCGCAGACCGCGCGCGUAGCAGCGACGCUCGCUGCUGAGCAACAGGAGAAGCUGCUCGCUGGCACGGCAGCGCCGUCGGCGGCGGCGCUCCUCUCCGAGUUCCGCGCAGCGGCCUCCGACACCCUCAACAGUCACGACAACGACACCGCGCAGCUCCGCCGCCACAUCGCGCUGAAGCUGCAGCGGCUACGGAAAGAGCGGUAUAUUGACCUGUGCGCCCCCACUGCGUUCCCCGACGAAGUCGACGACUUGGCGGCUGCACGCCCAACAAUGCCGGCAGAGGCAAAGGCGCGGCGCGAGGCGUUGGGCCAUCAUGUCCAGGCACCCACCCACGCACCUCAGCCGCCACCGCUGUCGGACGACGUGUGGGUGGUGUCAGGCAACGGUGAAGACGAGGACGACAUAUUCGGCUGGGUCACACAGCGUCCCAACGAAUCGCCGCAUCCCGCUUCGGAGCGAACAGAAUCUGCCGCAUCACCUUCGCGCGCCGCGACAGCGGCGGUGGCGGGCAAGACCAGGGUCACGCCAGGCGAGGCGCAUGACGACGAAGGCGCCGCUGACGCGCUGCUGCGCCGCAUCGCGUGCUGUCUCGGGGACGUGGUGGAGUGCAAGUGUCGUCAUGUCGCGACAGUCGAAGGCGUUUAUCAGCAGCUGAUCACACUGCAGCGCUACGCGGAGAGCCUCUUAAACAUGCGCGAGGGCAACGCUGGUAGCACGGCGGACAGCCUCGGCGCGCGGCUGCGUCGCCUCCUCGCCUACCAGCCCUCGCACACCGUCGCCUCAGAGGAGGAGCAGCAGGCCUGGCAACGCGCGUGGAUGGAAAUGGGGUGCAACGCCGCGCCUGCGCUAAAGGUGGGUACAUCUGUCGAGAUGAUCGACGUGGCGGUUCUUGCGCGCACCAACGUGCAGCGCUACGAGGCCCUGCAGCGGCGUUGGCUGGCGGUGCGGCAGGCGUACGAGGCACACGUGGGACAGCUUAACCAGAGACUGGCGCUGGCGGCCCUUCAGCUAGACAAGAUGGAGGCCAUGCCGAAGUCGACGUAG
Molecule: messenger RNA, 1134 nt
Organism: Leishmania mexicana MHOM/GT/2001/U1103
Lineage: Eukaryota; Euglenozoa; Kinetoplastea; Trypanosomatida; Trypanosomatidae
Exons: 1
Coding region: 1-1134 (377 amino acids)
Source: RefSeq, a predicted model, not a curated record